AUGGGCAACUGCGUUUCUUGGGGGAAGUGGGCGUUGUGUGUCCGAAAUAACGAGACUUCGGCCAGAUCCUGGUCUCCCACAGGCUUCGAUGUUAGGUCACUUUUAUCCCAGUCACUAUCCGAGCAGCCAUCGACCGAGCCGUCAUCAAGUGAGCAGCCAACAACUGAGCAGGCAGUGACCGAAGAACCCCGAAAUGCACCUCAGAAUCUCGAUACUCUUCCUGCAGAGAUCUUCGACAUGAUCGCCAGCUAUCUUGACCAGAAUGAGCUCUAUAGCCUCUACCUCGUCUCUCAGAGGGUGGGCAGACUGGCAUACUCGUCCAUUCUUGCUUCCUUGCACGCCAAGAAACAUACCGGACUCACACCCAGGGAGAUUGAAAACAUCCACACUCUGGCAAUUGACCCGACCAUCAAUCACCUUCCCAGGUCGUUGCAUGUAACUGUGCCCUAUAUCGGGCACAGCGCUGCACGGAAGGCCCUUCACGAGCUUCCAGAGAUGAAAGCAUUGAGGCAGGACUUGAAUCGGUUAGUCAACUGCAAAGAGUUUCAUUUCACGCUCACCAGGGCAGGGUCGACUUUGGAGAACAAAGUCGUGUACAUCGAGGACGCUCUUUAUGCGGUCCUUGCUGAAAACACCAUCCCAGUUGAGAAACUCAUACUGGACAGCAGGGUUGUCAAGUCGCGGACGAACGAGAAGUCAAUCAUGCAUCCAAACCUUGCUCGGGUGUGGAGGCGCCUGAAGUCGCUCAAGAUUACAGAGUCGCCCUCAUUAGAUUUCUCAAGAGGUACCGCUCUCUCCCACAUCCUUCAGCACGCCCCAGAACUUCGAAGCCUUUCCCUUCACAGUCUAGCUGAUACCCCUGCACGUCGCUCAAAAAUAUUCAAACUAGCCAGCUCCGCGAACAUACGAACUAACCGGCUCGAGAAGCUGAGGCUCUCGUAUCUCACAGUUGAGCCGGAAGAUCUGAUUAUGUGGCUGACACGCUUUAAUAAUACCCUCAGGAUACUGGACCUUCACUCCAUUGGCCUGGCGCACGGAAGCUGGGUAAAUGUAGUCCAGCACAUCCUAGACUCAUGUCCUAACUUGCAGAAAGUUGUUGUGGACUACCCGUGGGUUUCUGAAUGGAACCGGCGUGCAUGGGAUAGUUUUGAGUGCUCGGGGCUAGACAUGCGAAUCAAGCUAGAGCAAUUCAAGCAGAGCGCCACUGCGGCCAAGAUCUAA
Molecule: messenger RNA, 1221 nt
Organism: Aspergillus niger
Lineage: Eukaryota; Fungi; Ascomycota; Eurotiomycetes; Eurotiales; Aspergillaceae
Exons: 2
Coding region: 1-1221 (406 amino acids)
Molecular function (GO): protein binding
Source: RefSeq, a predicted model, not a curated record